This is a messenger RNA of Daphnia magna, 2233 nucleotides long. RefSeq names its product flocculation protein FLO11. The transcript is spliced from 2 exons. The record is from RefSeq and is a predicted model, not a curated record. Lineage: Eukaryota; Metazoa; Arthropoda; Branchiopoda; Diplostraca; Daphniidae. Bases 1 to 1668 code for a protein of 555 amino acids.
AUGGAGCAGCGCACCGUAACCGCCGUAACGGCUAAAAUGACGACAGCCCAAUCGAGAAUCCGCAGCGAACUUGGCAAUUUUCCAUCGGGCCCCACAAAAUUCACCGUCAUCCACAGACGGCCCGUUUUUUUCGCCCCUCCCUUGCAGCCGCAAACACCGCCCAUCUCCGCUAAUGGCAAGCAUGUGCUGGCUAACGCAAUGUGUCGCUUCGCGCAUCAUCCGGCCGCAGUGACUGCUCAAAAGUCGUCCGCAUCCGAAUCUAGCCGGAGUUCAUCAGCCAUCACGACGACUACAAGCUCCUCUUCGGGUCCGGCCCUAGUCAGCAGCCACCAGCAAACCAAUGGCAAUAAGAGAACGGACGUCAAGACGACAGCCCGUCAGUCAAACGCAGUCAAGUUGGCCAGCGUCAAGCCCAUCCUGAAGCGAUCACUAUCAGCCGACCAUCUGGACAUUUUCCAACCAGUGCCUGCCAAGCGGCCGUUCCCUGUACAGAUUUGGUUCAACAACCAACCUCGCGGUCCUCGUCCGCUGGUGGCGACAGCUUUUUGGCUCGACAGUCCCUUGCACGACAGCCAAGCGUUCGUGUACACGAAAUUGUUGGAAGCGUCACAAGCGCGGCGUUAUCUGCAAUUGCAGAGCAAACCACGCAAGUACCUUCACAUGGCCAGCGGAUGGAUCGUAGCCAUCAACAGUCCAGCACCAACCUCUCGUUCAAAGUCGGAAUUGAUGUUGCCACCCAUGACGGUGAAGCUUUUGCCACAAGUCAAACCGGUUCCGACGGUGUCGCAACAAAGGCCAUUACCGCAACAAACAGCAGCAAAAACAACAGCGCAAUCGGCGGGGAAAUCAGCCCAACCUGUCACAACGUCAAAAACGCCACCACAAUUUAAAAAAUCACCAUCAAGUCAAUUACCUCCACCUCCGCCGCUUAUAAGCCUACGGCCAGCCGGAACAAUCACCAAAAGGGAAACGGAAUCGCCACCUGCCUUUCAGGAUUACCCGCUGGAAUUGUGCAAACGAAGAAAGCAAUCGGAUGAUUCAAUGUCACCACCAGAUAGUCCCCGACUCGUGAUCAAUCAUUCAGCUCCUUCGUCUCCGCUCAAUCUAGCUGUCAAUGCAUUGGCCACUCCUGCUAACACGAAUAACGGGUCGUCAACGUCAAUCAAACGAAAGAUCUCUCUUCCAGCACCUUUCACUCUGACGGAGAACAAGAGUCAAAACGAGCCAUUGGAUUUAGCUUCGCCAAGUCCGACGACCGUUUUCAAUCGAAUGUCUCUGACCGAGAUCCUAUCACCGGCCUCCCCAGCCACGGAAAACUUCCGUCGUCGAUUAAUCCUCGUCUUGCAAGUUCUUCUAGGCAAGAGAAGAUUGUUGAAUUUGGGUCAUCCGGAAGCUUCGGUCGAAGAAAUUCUAGCCAGAAUAUUGAAGAAGGCCGACAUUGUUCCAGCCAAGAGCUCCGACGUUCGCCUCAAUUGGCUCAAAUUCCUCCGGCUCUGCGUCAAGAAUGAUGACGCCUGGAAACGUGAAGGUUGGGACAGAAAAUCGCCAGACGCCAUCCUCGACGAAAUUUAUCUUCAAGAUGUUAUCCCCAUACUUCGAAAGUCGGAGCCUUCCAGGCGAAUAAACGAAUAUUUGCAAGAAGUCGACAUGGAAAACAAUGUUACCUGACGGUCACGUCUCCUUAAUCAAGAUGGACAGAAAUUGACGUCUCUUGCAUGGCGUUGUGUUUCUUCUAUUUCGGCUUCUUCUUGUUCAGCUUACCACGUUUCGAAAGUUCAUUGUUAAUUAUUAUUAUUAAUUAAAGUUAUUUUGAAACAUAGAGCUAAAGAGUAAUUAUUACACCACCCCAGUCCUGAAUUCAGACAAAAGAUAUAAUAAGGCAGUCUGAUUCGAAUGCCAAAAUGAGCUCAAACCAAAGAUUUCUUCAUUUAACUAAAUACGUGUCGGACCCCCCUUUUUUCUUUUCCUUUUUUUGUGUGAAAAUGUUCCAUGAUAGAUUUGAAAGUUGCAUGCAGCAGCCCCCUUUUUUUUUAAUUUGGCAGUGGAUGUGUAAUUUUGCCUACGUGGAGGCAAUCGCCAACGGGUAAAGUCACCCGGAUUCAUCCCCGCACAAUCCAGUUCUUGUUUUUGAAGCGCGAUGGUUAUCCUUGAUCGCCAUUUGACGUUUUUGGCUCUCGUCGUGUUACAUGUACUAUCUUGUUUGUAAUGAAAUAAAAUUUAAAUUAGAAUGUAA